Messenger RNA from Tripterygium wilfordii, 981 nucleotides. RefSeq lists its product as uncharacterized. The record is from RefSeq and is a predicted model, not a curated record. Bases 140 to 655 code for a protein of 171 amino acids. Lineage: Eukaryota; Viridiplantae; Streptophyta; Magnoliopsida; Celastrales; Celastraceae. The transcript has 2 exons.
ACCACGAGAACAUGUUUUCAUGAUUAUCUUCUACUUGCAAAAUCCCCAAUCGAGGUCAACGAUUAGGGUUUUAAUCGCGGGGACCAUGGCCUCUCCACCACUAAUUCCGACCGAAUACUGACCGUCCGAUCACACGGAAAUGUCGUCCUCACCGUCGUCGUCCUCCUCCGCUUUCUCUCUGAUCUGCAUCCUCCACUCCCUGAUCGCCCUUACUAGUGGGGGCCUCAUGAUGUUCCAGAUGAAGGAAAUCUAUACUUUCACUCACGGGAUCGAGACCGCGACGAAACUAUUAGGCUCCACAACUCACGAUCAGCUCCUGAUCCGGACCUCCGAUUCAUUUUCCGGGUUACUCCUGUUUGCUAUCGGGUUUUUGAUAUUCAUGGUCUCUUUCGUGAAGGAUAGAGAGUUCCAGUCAUUCUUCGCCAAGGGAUGCACGAUCCUCCAUGUUUUCAUGGCUCUUUGGAGGGUUUACUUUGAGAGGCGAGUCGAAGAUCUGGCCUGGGAUUGGUUGCGCCAGUCAGUUGGGGAUAUAGUAUUGGCUCUCUCGUGGGUUUUCUCUGUCGUCUAUACAUGGAGAGAAAAGAAGACCCUCCGAGUCGAAGCGCCGCCAAUCACGAUAAGUGACCUUUGUAAUCUCCAAUUCUCCAUACAGUAAUUCGCAGGGGAAAAGUAGAACUCAGUGAUUCCUCCAGCUUGGAUGAGAACUUCGAAGGCCUCUGCAUUUACAGCCAAUGUAGUUCGCGUGUGAGGAUAGAGAAGCUUGUAAAUGGGUCAAACAUCGGUGUGCUGCUAGGAUGAAUGGUUCCAUGCACACAUGAAUUUGCAACCUGUUGCAUGAUCAGUCAAUCAUCCUCAUUAACAUCGCAUAUUUUCUCUUUGGCACUGACUUUGAGCAAGUCUACACAUAAUUGUGCCUGUGAGUGGUUGUUGGUGGGUGUGAUACAAGCAUACCAAUGAUGGAUGAGCUGAUGAACGCCGGCA